Messenger RNA from Paramuricea clavata, 600 nucleotides. The record is from the annotation of a GenBank genome assembly. NCBI's taxonomy places the organism in Eukaryota, Metazoa, Cnidaria, Anthozoa, Malacalcyonacea, Plexauridae.
AUGCCUAACGAUUAUCUCCUCAAUGAAAUCAACAACCUGUCAUGUCAUAAGGCAAAGGGAAUCGAUGCCAUUAAUGUCCAACUGCUCAAAAUUGGCUGUAACGAAAUCCUUCCAUCGCUUCUUCACAUCUACAACUCCAGCAUAACCUCAGGCAUCUUUCCAGACCUGUGGAAAAUUAGCAAAAUCACACCAGUUUCUAAAAAGGGCUCCCGACAAGAUAAAGAUAAUUAUAGACCGAUCUCUGUGUUGUCUGUAUUAUCAAAAGUCUUGGAACGCUAUUACGGAAUGUAUCUCAUGAACUAUCUUAACGAAUACAACUUACUUGUAAGGUCUCAGUUUGGAUCUCGGCCCUUUCAUUCUUGUGAAACGAUGUUACUGCAACUUACGGACACGUUAUUACACAACAUGGACAAAGGAGAACUAAAUGGAAUACUUCUGGUAGAUUUUCGGAAAGCUUUCGAUCUAGUUAACCACGAACUUCUUCUAAAGAAACUUGCUAUCUAUGGACUCUACUCUACAGCGGUUCACGUCCUACUUGACAGAACGAAAGCAACUUGUUUCUAUAGGACAAUCUACGUCAGAUCUCCUCCCAGUACGUAG